Loxodonta africana (African savanna elephant) is the source of this 11646-nucleotide messenger RNA. It is a transcript of the gene SCAI, whose product is annotated as suppressor of cancer cell invasion. Gene Ontology annotation, molecular function: transcription corepressor activity. NCBI's taxonomy places the organism in Eukaryota, Metazoa, Chordata, Mammalia, Proboscidea, Elephantidae. Gene Ontology annotation, biological process: DNA-templated transcription. Gene Ontology annotation, cellular component: nucleus. The record is from RefSeq and is a predicted model, not a curated record. The transcript has 18 exons. The coding region runs from base 98 to 1918 and encodes 606 amino acids.
CCUCCCGCCCCUCCGCCUACUCCAGCCUCCGCCGCCUCAGCUUUCCGAGCGAGCCCUGCGGCCGCCGGAGCAGCUCCCGCGGCGGAGCCGGAGCCGGAUGGUCAGAGGAGCCCGGCAGCAGCAGCAGCCGCGGAGUCGCCUGGUCCCCAGACUGAGUGGCACAGUGGAGAAACCACCUCGAAAACGGAAAAGCAGGACUGAAUUUGCUCUUAAAGAAAUCAUGUCCUCUGGAGGUGCUGAAGAUGACAUCCCACAGGGAGAGAGGAAGACGGUUACAGAUUUUUGUUACCUCCUGGAUAAAUCUAAACAGCUGUUCAAUGGGUUAAGAGAUUUGCCACAAUAUGGACAGAAGCAGUGGCAGUCCUAUUUUGGAAGAACUUUUGAUGUUUAUACCAAACUCUGGAAGUUCCAGCAGCAGCAUCGACAAGUCCUCGAUAAUCGAUAUGGAUUGAAGCGGUGGCAAAUAGGGGAAAUUGCUUCCAAAAUUGGUCAGCUGUACUACCAUUAUUACCUACGCACAUCUGAGACCAGCUAUCUGAAUGAGGCCUUCUCCUUUUAUUCUGCAAUCAGACAGAGAUCAUAUUAUUCUCAAGUGAAUAAAGAGGACAGGCCUGAGUUGGUAGUUAAGAAGCUACGAUACUAUGCAAGAUUUAUAGUAGUUUGUCUUCUUCUCAACAAAAUGGAUGUUGUGAAGGAUCUUGUAAAGGAACUGUCAGAUGAAAUUGAAGAUUAUACUCACCGCUUUAAUACUGAAGAUCAAGUAGAGUGGAACUUGGUGCUUCAAGAAGUGGCAGCUUUCAUCGAGGCGGACCCCGUCAUGGUAUUAAAUGAUGAUAAUACCAUUGUUAUCACAUCUAAUCGCCUUGCUGAAACAGGAGCCCCAUUGCUGGAACAGGGCAUGAUUGUGGGACAGCUGUCUCUGGCUGAUGCACUCAUUAUUGGUAAUUGUAAUAAUCAGGUUAAAUUCAGUGAACUAACUGUUGACAUGUUCCGGAUGUUACAAGCUCUGGAAAGGGAGCCAAUGAAUUUAGCUUCCCAGAUGAAUAAACCAGGAAUGCAGGAAUCAGCUGACAAGCCUACCAGACGAGAAAACCCCCACAAGUAUCUGCUCUAUAAACCAACCUUCAGCCAACUAUACACAUUCUUAGCAGCAUCUUUUAAGGAGCUGCCUGCCAAUAGCGUGCUUCUGAUUUACCUGUCAGCCACUGGCGUUUUCCCCACAGGUCGUUCUGAUAGUGAAGGUCCUUAUGAUUUUGGAGGUGUACUUACUAACAGUAACCGGGAUAUUAUAAAUGGAGAUGCCAUACACAAACGUAAUCAGUCUCACAAGGAAAUGCACUGCCUUCAUCCUGGCGAUCUCUAUCCUUUCACAAGGAAGCCCCUGUUUAUCAUUGUGGAUUCAUCCAAUAGUGUUGCCUAUAAGAAUUUCACAAACUUAUUUGGUCAGCCACUAGUCUGCUUGCUUUCUCCUACAGCAUAUCCAAAAGCUUUACAAGAUCAGUCUCAACGAGGUAGUCUCUUCACUCUCUUUUUGAACAAUCCUCUCAUGGCCUUCCUGUUUGUCUCUGGAUUGUCAAGCAUGCGUAGAGGCCUAUGGGAAAAGUGUCAAGAAUAUCUUCGAAAAAUCAACCGAGAUAUUGCUCAGCUACUGACUCAUUCACGUUCAAUAGAUCAGGCAUUUCUUCAGUUUUUUGGAGAUGAAUUUCUUCGCUUGCUUCUCACAAGAUUUAUCUUUUGUUCAGCCACCAUGAGGAUGCACAAGAUUUUUCGGGAAACACGAAAUUAUCCAGAAACAUAUCCGCAACUGCCGAGGGAUGAAACAGUGGAGAACCCUCUUCUCCAGAAGCACAUUUUGGAAUUAGCAUCCAUUCUGGAUGUUCGAAACGUGUUCCUUGAGAAUACCAUAGAUGACUAUUAAAACAAAAACCCACUUAUUGAAAUAAUUUUUCAUUUGCCACAGAUUUUAAAUGGUGCAGUUUUCUAAUGUAAUGACAGACACAUAGUGGUGUUACUGAGUUUUUAUUUUUUAAUUUAGGAUCACCAUUUUAAAGAUAAACUGAAAAUAAUUGUUCAAACUUUUAGGGUAACUGUUUUAAAAUACAGUCUUUCAGGUCUUUUAAAAAAAAAACUAGAUUAAUCUUAGAAUUUUUAAAUUUUGGCUUUGAGUUAUAGAUACCUACCUUUAACAUCUAAUCUUACACUUAAAGAGUCACUGUUCUCACCCUGAGAAGAGUUAAAUCAUUUAUUUUUGUAUAAUGAAGAAAAUCCAACUCUUAUACUUUGAUCUUAAAUGUCUGGAUUUGGAAAAUAUAUAAUUAGAAUGAAACUAGCCAGCAUGGACUACUGAAAAUCAAGAACAGGGUCCUUCCAUAAUCUCUUUUCAUUCCGAGUUAGUUGGUAGAAAAAUUAUGAUUCAUUGACACAUGAUCAAGGCAGUUCCUGAAAUCAUUCAGUCCUUUUAAAUACUGUCAAAAUUUCAGAAACUGUAUAGGAUUGAUUUGCAUCUGAAAACUAAAUCUUUAAUUGGGAGGUUGAGAUGAUAAAUAUUAUUUGGAAUAUGUGAGUCCUGUGUUAUCAUAAGAUACGUGUUUAUAUUUUGCUUCCUUUGUGGUCUUUGAAUGCUGGACAUUAACAACCUUGAAAUAUUUCCAUCAAAAAUAUCAAGCUUUGGUUUCAUAAUACAAUGUGUACAAUAAGAAAUCUAAAUUUUUAAUACAUGAAAUCAAGUGUAAAGACUGGGUUGAUGACCAUGACAUACAGUACAGAGUUGGUAAUCUUUUUGUCUAGUUCAAAUAUAUGAGACUUCAAAAGUCAGAGAUGUUUUUCACUGUAGUUGAGGGCGACUAUUACGAAACCCAAAAGGAAGUUGUUUUUGCAUUUACAAUUUAAGAAGAAGGUUUUUCAAAACUUCCAUGUAUUUAAUGUAUUCAUGUACAACUUUUUUUUAAUGUAUAACGUAAAGAUUUUUGUUUUUCUUCCCUGUCAUCCCCUUUGUAUUUUCACCAGAAUUAGUUAUGAAGGUUUUUUUCCCCUCUUCUCUUUUGAUUCCAUGCCAUUGAAGUUCAGAAAUCUAUGAAUCAAAAGGCUUUGCACCUAAUUUUCUGUACAGGCUCGCAGUCUACCUCUGGCAAUCCCAGGGGAAAUGGGGUGAUUGCUUUUGGUGCCUCUUUCCUGUGUCCCUAGGGAAGUUUUACUGUAAUAUUUUUUAAUUGUUUUUAAGUUCUGGCGGAGAGAAUUGUUUGGAUCUGAAUUAUUCAUGUACCUGUUCCAAUUUGCUGAUUUUUUCAUCAGAAGCCUUGAAGUUAUUGUUCUUGGGUUUGGAGAGCUUUGGAGUUUUUGUUUAAUUUUGUAUUAUUUUGUUUAUUCUUUGGAGCAAUAUUGCAGGAAGUAUGGGGAAAGUUACCCUGGAGAGAGAUUUCCUUUGUUAGUGGAUUUUUUUUUUCCAGAUAAAAACAGCUUUUCUUUCAGUAACUUAAUAAACUUCAUAGCUUUCCUUUCAUAACAGUGUCACAUAGAGUACAGCAAUAGUCUGUCAUUAAGUGUCUGGUUUCUUGUUGCAAUUCCCCUGAAGUUCUGUGACAGUAAUGUCCCUAGCAGCAUAUAUUUUUCUGUUCUCCGAAGCUGAAAAUAAUAUUUAUUGCUCUGAGCGUUAUCCUCAUCAGAACACUGGGCUGGAACUAGGAGACCUGAGUAUUCUUCCGGCUUUCCUGGGAACUAGCUUUAUGCCCUUUGACAACUAUCUUAAUAUCUCUGCUUUUUAAUACUCUCAUCUGUAAAAUGAGGGCCUGGCCAAGAUCCCUUCCAACUCUAUGGUUAUGUAAUUUAAGUUCUUGGUUCCAAAAGAUGUUGAUGUCCCCACCCAUACCACAAGGAAAACUAGUUUCCCUGGUUUUACAACAUUGUCUGUUCCAGAUUAUAUUUACCUAGCUAGUUGUAGAAACUAAUUCAGAGAGAGACUCUCCUGAAGAAACAAGAGCUUUUGUGAUUAGAAACAUGUUUGCCCAAGGACAAGAGGUCUUAGAAAUCACAACUAGGAUUUAGAUGAUGACAUUUCUCCUUGAGGUAAUAGUAGUGUAAUCCCUUACUGGUAGUUAAAAAUUAAAGUGAUUUCGAAUCUUCAAAGAAAAAAAAAAAAUGUGUAUUUAACAACCACUGUACUCCAGAUCUUGUUCUAGGCACUGGAGAAGCAAAACAAAAAGUCAAAAAAUUCCUGUCUUCGAAAAGCUUACAUUCUAGUAAAAGGAGUCAGGAAGUAAACAUAAUAAGUAAGUGAAUUUAUGUUACAAAAUGAUAAAUACUAUGGGGAAAAGUUGAGAGUUCAGUAAGGGAUUUUUUUGUUUUUGUUUUGAGGGAACAGUGUUUAAAAGAAUGAUCAGGUUAGGUCUCAUUGAGAAGGUGACAUUUCUUUUUUCCUUUUUUUUUUACUUUUAUUGUGAAAGUUUUUAAACAUACACAGAGUAUAAUGUACCCUCAUGUACCGAUCACCCAGCUUCUACAUUUUAAAGCAUUACUUCAAUCAAGGAAAAAGAAAUGUAAAGGGCCAAUACCAAUGAGCUUAAGGUGGCAGUGGCAAAGAAUUUUAUUUUUUAAAUGCAUACUACCCGUGUAUAAAUAUAAAAAUUUUAAGCCCUUAUUUAUUGUUAGAAUUGAUAGAAAUCUAAAUAUCGGAACUAAGAACUGAGUGAUGGGAAAAGAGCACUUCGUUUUCAAAUUGUACAAACUCCCCCUGGAGAUUCUGAUACAGUCUUUCUCCUCCCUUAACAAUCACUGUAGACAAAAUAGAAAGAUUGCAAAAGUCAGCUGUACACAAAAUUAAGCACAGUGGAAUUAUUUACUCUCUUAUUAUCCAUAUAGUUCUGAAGUUGGUAAAGCAACUAUUUUCCCUGUUUUACAGAAGAGAAAACUGAGACUCAAAAGAGCUGUCAAUUUAUACAUAGUGAUAGAGCUAGAAAUAAAACUCAAAUCUCCUUAAUUUCAGCCCAGUCUUUCUGAUAGCUCAAGUUGCUUUCAGUAAUGGACAAGAAAGAAUGAAUUAGAGAUAUAUAUUGUGGCACAAAAUGCUAUGGUAUUUUUUUUAAUAUGUCAGAUAUUGAAACCAGCAAAUCAAUCAGCGCUAGCAACCUUAAUUCCUAAAAAUCCAAAAGUCAGACAUUUUAUCUUUGAGUUUAGCCAGUAUAUAUUUUUUGUAUAUUUUCCUCCUAGAAAGUGGUGCUCUUAAAAUCUCUCAAAGCACAUAGAAUUUAUUGUACCCUUUAUAUUUUUACCAACUUGAAAUGUUUUGAGAUUAUAGAAGCAAAGUGCAAUCCAAUUAUGAGUUAAGGUUUUCCUAAUAUGGACUCUGGGUUUCCCCCCCCCCCCCCUUGUUACUACUUCCCUUUAUUUUCUUCUUGCAAUAGAAUUUCCUGAAACAGAUUAGGCAAUUGUACUGAAUUUAGGUAAAGAGAAAAGCAGAAAAUAUGGCUUGUGUAUCAAUUACAGAGCUUUCUUUAUCAUCCUUCUCCAACUCCAAGUUUAACCUCUGACGUGUGUGACUUUAGCUACUUUCUGUCUCUGAGAAGGAGUUUGAACUCCAUUGAAAAAAACUGGUACUUAAUUAUCCAUGGAGACUUGUAGUCAGCCCAAUAUACAGAGAACAUUCUGGACUAGAAAUAUAGUAAAGUGCCAAGGUCUGCAAAUGCGGCCACUGCCAUUGUUCAGAACCACCCCCCACACUAAGUGAGCAAAAUGACUUGAUAUGAAUAUGAAUGGUAUUAUGAGUCUCUUGGUGAUAAUAUUUUUGGUGUACUGUAUAUGUUUCUGUGGGUUUGUUUGGAGAGUAUAAAGGAUAUUUACAUUAAGGUUCUUUUUGUUGACCUUAUUUAUUUGAAAUUCUUAUUUGUAAUGGCAUGUGUAUAUUUUUGUGAUGCUAAAUGCAAUCUCUGAGUAAACUUUUUGUACAUACAUAUGUAUAUAUUUGUAAAUAUAUUGGUAUGCAAUGUUAUAGUAUGUGUAUAUUAUAUACCCAUACCCAUUGUGGGCUGAAUUUAUUUAAGUUCUGUGAGGACAUCAUAGUGGCAUUGUUCAUGCUGCUCUAAUUAGGUUGUGGCAGAAUCUCAAUCAUAAGCCUCUAUUUUCAGGGGCUUGUAUUUGGGUAAAAUGGGCUGAUUUGGUGUUGAAAUUAGGAUAUGAAGAGCUUAACAGAAAGCUGGAUGUUCAUGGUUUUUAAAAUCAUCUGCAAAUUUCCAUUUAAACUGAUGAUAAAUUAGUGAUAGAAACGUGAAAAACCUAAGUAUGUGAAAGUGAGACACCAGCAGGUUCUUAAACUAUAUUAGUCCUUUAUUUUCUUGACUCAUGGUCGUGUAUUAUUUUGUACUCAGCACAUUCUUUAUAUUGGGACUUAAUCAAGGGACUGUGGAAAAAAAUUACUUUGAUCACAUUUCAAAAUAUAUAGGAAAAUAUCCUUUAAAUGGGUAAAAUAUAUUCCUAUUUGCCAUUUCAGUACAUGAUAUUAAAUUUUAAUUUUCUAACAAUUUUUUUCAUCAGUGUGCCUCUUUUAUAUGUCUCUGUGAGGCAGAAAAAGGGGAAUAGCUAGGGGGAUACUUAACCUAGUGGGGUGGGAGUUAACAUGGAAUGAGAACCAGGAGGUUGUUAUCUGCAGCAGCUGUAAUUAAUUUAGCCCUGUUUGGCUUUUCUAACAUAGAUUUUUCUUAUUGGAGUUUCACAUCAAAGAUGGGUGUGCUCAUCUGAGAAAAUACUUCCCGUGAAUAAAAUGCCUCCAGUUGUAUUGCUGUGUCUCUAUGAGACCACUUGUGUUCUGCAAUUUGAUUACAUGUUCGCACAUGAAGUAAAAUUCUUAAUAUUAGGUGCAUGGUGGCUUGCUAUAAAAUCUGGGCCUUCAGUUCUCUACUAAUGAUUUGGGAAAGGGGGGAAGGAAAAGGGUAGUAAAUAUAUGCAGUACCAACUUGUGAACCUAUGGAAUAUGGAAGAGUAUCAAUGCUCGGUUACUCCUGUCUUCUUUUGGCAUGUUUAUUUGCAUGAAAGAGUGUCAGAGAAGUUGAAUAUACGUUUGGAUACAUUCAUUGCAGAAAUUAACCUGGAGAUUAUUUCUGCAUGAUAAAAUAUAACUGCAGAGCAGCUUUUUGCCCCAUUAUUCUCCAGAAGGUUAAAUCUAUGUGAUUCAACGUUAAAUUAUCUUAAAGAAAGAAGUUAGGUUCAGGAGUCAGUUUUACCACCGAAAAUGUUACAUUCGCAUCUUCGCUUUUUUUUUUUUUUCGACAGAACAUCCAACUAUCCAUCAUAUUUUUCAACUAUAGUAGUGAAUUUAAAGUAAAAUUAUAAUAACGUUUUUCUUAAAUGUUAAAACUUGAUAAACUAUAUUUCUGAAAAAAUCGGUUAAAAUGUCCAUAGUAGUGGAUAUUUUUAGUAACAGGAUUGCUUAUUGCAAUUGGAUAGUAGCAGAGCACAUGUUACGCUAUUUAAAAAUCAUGGAUCUGCAGCAGGCUCAAUGUGCACAUUAAUAUGAGGAGAGUAGAAGCAAUAUGAAGCUAUGGUAGCGCAGUGGUUAAGAGCUCUGCUGCUAAACAAAAGAUCAGCAGUUCAGUCCACCAGCUGCUCCUUGGAAACCCUAUGGGGCAGUUCUACCCUGUCCUAUAAGGUUGCUUGUGAGUCAGUCUACUAGACUGCAAUAUGUUUUUUUUAGAAGCAGUAUAAAGUACAGUAGAUAAUACUGACAUUGUAAAUUGACCUCUGACCCUAACAAUUGUAAAGCCAGUUACCUUGCAGUGAAACAAGAAUUGCUUAGAAAACCAGGCUUUUACCCCUUUAUUAUAUUUUCCUGCAGUCUUAUACAUUGAUAGUUUAUAUAUACUUAUUUGUGUCUCCCAGUCUUUCCUGGAUACUGUGACUGCUUUGCCUUUUUUUUUUUUUCUUUUCUUUUAAACAAUUCAUCUUCCCCAAACUAGGAUUUUAAAACACAUUACACUAUGUCCCAGCUUCACUAACUUUAGAGACUUAUUUAAGCAUUAUGUUGAAGAAAAGAUAAUUGAUGUGUGAAUGGAAUAAAUCACCUACUGAAGGGAAGGAUGUCAGGAUGAUGUAGGGGUGAAGCUAAAUGUAUUAACUUCAGUAUAAUUACUUUGUUGGUGACAUAGAAAUAUUUCCUUUGGAAUCCUGUAGAUUACAAAAUUCUUUUUAAAGCUGAGAUUGCUGUUUUUCACUUACUAGUUUGGUAUAAUAUUGACUUGAGAAGAAUUCUGUUUCUUCUUAACAUAAUCACUUGAUUGAAACAUUUCUUAAUUUUAAAAUAUUUUGUUAAUUUCUUUUGAGGUUUUAAAAUUAGUUAUCAAACUACUCUAACCAGUGUGAUUUUUAACAUAUUUGAACUGUAGAUUCAGAGUUCUUUAAUAGUUUGAAGUAUAUUAAUUACCCAGUCCAGAUUUAUUUGGUCAAGUCUAAAUCUGGUCAUAGAACAGACAGUAAGCUGGGAAUAUUUCUCCUAUUCAGUGGACAAUUCUAGUCUAUAUCCUAAGACAAUCAUCUUUUUAGGUGUGACUAAUUGCUUAUUGAAAUAUUGGUGAUUUCAGGGUUUAGAUUUGUUACUUUUCUGAUAGGCUUAUGAAAUGAAAGUUAAUAGACUGAGUAAUCAUAUCAGUUCAGACUGAUAAAAGGAAUUGUGGCUAGCCUUCGUAUAGAUUUGCAGUAAACUAUUUAAACUUUUGUGUUAUCACUAAUACUCUUCUCUUUUGAAGUUAUUAUGAAUGUCUGCCUGUUCAUGAUUGGAACUUAAGAUUUGCAGACAUCACAAUUUGAACCAUAAAUUUUCUCAAUCCUCAGAUCAUUAUGAUCAACCCUUGUAAAAUAUGAAAUGAUCAUGUAUAAUAAUCCCAAAGCAAAUAAUUCCAAACCAUAGAGAAAUAACUACUGUAUUUUUAAAAAUCUUAUUCCCACUCAUUUGCAUGCUAUUAAUUUUUUUCUAAAUUAAAAGUAUGUGUUGUGCUGCAUUAAAAAUCUGCAGGAAAUAAUUGCUUAAAAUGUUUUAGGGCAAUAAGAAUUCUUAUUAUUUUCUUUGAAGAAUGGCUUGUUUUUACUGUUGAUUCCUUAUUAUAUCAUGAAAAAGCCUACAAUAGUUCAGCAAAAUACUUUAGAACUCAAUUUUCAUGGUUUAUUAGUUAUCUGGAUGAAUUACUUUUGCCUCAUGGACCAUGUGGCUAGUUCUCCAAAUGUUUUUUGUGUUUUUAAUAAACCGAGCCGUUCAACAAUCAGAGAGUCCUGUAUUUUGGAGGACUCUUCCAGUUGAGGUAGAAAGGUCUUAGAAAAUAAGAAAGGCAGAUGCACUGUCCUAACAUUUUCAUAGUAGAAUUUACAAAGAAUUUACCUAACUAGGCUCUCGGCAUUGUGUAGGAACAAUAUAAAUAGUGGCUUAAUUAAUCACUGAAUCAGAUGAAGCAGUUAUAAAUCAUGUUGUACUUUGCUCUAAAGAUUAUUGUAAUUUCAGACCACAUUAUUUUCUCUGAGCAGUUUCCAUUGUAAGGUUGAAUAUCUUCUUUAUUCAAAUCUUCACUAAAGAUUAUCAAAUAGGAGUUAAAAUACAUUAUGUUUGAUCUUUUUUCCCUGAAAAUAAUGGUGAACAUACUUUCUGCAUUAUGGAUAUUAGACAGAAAUGCACUUGUUUAAAUCAUAGCAGAAAUUACAUUUAGAGGAUGUAAUUACUUGAUUUUCUAGUGUGAAAUACUUUUUGAAAAAUUGUGCUUGUCUGUAACUGACAUGUUAAGUUGUAACACUCUAGGGAUUAUAGAGUUAUAUUUAUUAGCUCUUCUCCAGACAUUGAAGCACAAUAAUUUUCACCUAAGAAUUCUUAUCCAAGUGCUGCUAAUCUGUUGUGCAAAUAAUAAAGUUAUUUGGUUGCCUAUCUAGCUAUUCAGGAAUCACUGUAAUCCUUGAGACAUUGUCCUGUUGCUCAUUUGUAUUAAAAUUUGGGUGAUGUGGGCUAAUACUUUAGAACAAAAUCCAUCAAUUCAGCUCUGUUAGACAGCAAAGCAUUUGGGCUCACUAGUUUUUAUAUGUGUUAUCAGUAGAAUAAAUUUUGAAGGGACUAUUUACUACCAGUGACUAAGGGGGAAAAUUAUAUUGUCCGUAUCAUUUGACUUGAACAUUUGUGGUAUUGUGGAAGUCUUGUCUGUUGUGCUUCUAAAUUGCUUAAUCCAUACAUGCUGUUAAAGAGGGCUCUUUUGUUCUUUCCAACAGCCUUUUUCUGCUUUGUCUUUUAUGGUUAAUACUUAAUAGAUUUUAGAAAUUGAGAAGUUAUUGAAACACUUUAUUUUCUUGAGUUCAUGAGAUAUGUGAUUUGUCAUAAAGGAUAGCAAGCCUUUCACUAGCUACUUCACUAAAUGAAUUUCAGAGUAAACACUGUGAUUCACAGAGGAUUCAGUAGGCCCUUGUCUUUCAAUGUUUUCUUCUGUUGUGCAGUGCCUACCACCUUGAGGGCGCUUAAAUUCUAGCAGAAAGUUAAAAAUUGUUUUGAUGCUUGUUGAAUAACAUGAUUACAGAAUAUAUGAUUUUUGUUGUCAGUGUAUUGAAACAUUUUUGCAUUGAUAAAUGUUCUUUAGGAAUGUGAUUACGUUCAUCAGGUGUGAACUCUUGUAAAUGAAUUUUGUAUCCUGAAUCCACGUAUAUAUUAAGUGUACCAUCAAUAUAAAAAUAAACAUAUUUGCUUAAAGUUUUUGGUAAUUCUUCAAUAUGUUUAACAAUUGUGCUAAACUGUUAUGGUUUGCUUCUUUCGAAUAAUACUUAAGAUGCUUUAAACUAUCUUGGGGUUGUGGAAUAGACGGUAUUCUAGUUUGUAAAUUUCUUCUGCAUCCUAGUCUCUGCCCUGCUCGUGGUGGUCAGAGCUAGAACCCAUGGAGGGAAGGGGGUGUUUUCAGUUGAUUUAGGUGGACUCUGCUAACCCGUGAUUGAGCCUGGUGUUUGGUGUGGGACAAGAACAAGAGCUCCUUUAACGUGGGAAGCCUGGCAGAGGUCGGGUCCGGAAACUUGACAUCAGCUACUAAGUUGUAGUGCAAUCUCGAACAAGGCAGUUUACCUCCCUGGACGUUCUUCUUCUAUCCAAAGGAGACAGCCCAUUAUUUUAUAGUGAAAUUAAUGUGUGCCGGCGAGUUUUAAAAUAAUCAGAGUGCAAAUUAUAGUAAGGGUAUGAUUUUAGAAACUUCUCUCUCAGUUAUACAUUGUGUAUAUUGUUGCAAUUAUAAAAUGUAUAACCUACAGUAGGUCAAAAAGCACAUAAGUUAAAACGAGGUUCGAGAUCCCAGUACUAGUUCCUGGAGCCACAGGCUUCUGUGCGGGGAGGGAGGCACAGACUUUCAGUGAUUAUCUACUACAUAGCCUGGAGUACAGCGGGAAGCGGAAUGGAAGCUCCCUGUUGUCCUCUGAGGCUGGCGCGCAAGCCAAGCAGCCUUAACUAUGGCGAGGUAUCUAUCCAGCACAGCAGACGCUGGCUCAGCUGGACCAGUUAGGUUCUUUCCCCUUUGCCAUGAAGUUCCUCCCGCUUUUACCGCUCCGUACCGCCCCCUCAAAAAAAAAAAGGCUAUUCCCCGUCCAAGUUGUCAUCCACAGGACCCGCCUCUCGCUGACGUGGCAAACCGGCCGGAGCGUGGGCCCAACCUCGCGCUCGCG